AUGUCGUUUAAUUGGGCAGAUGAUACCGACGAGGCAAUUGCUGCCGGCGAACUCCCAGAAUUCGCGGGUAGUUACAAAAUCCCUUUCAGCAUCCUCAAUGAAAUUGCAGAACUCCGAGCCAACGUCGGCGAAAUGAUCUGUAAAAAAUUGGGAAUGCAGAACCCGGGCGCGGAGGUACCAGGAAGAGAGGGUAUCACCGAUGAUGAGGUAAAGGAGAAGAAGGAAGCGAAGUUGUGGCCUGGCCGAGGAAAGUGGAGAGUAAAGAGACAGAGUCCUUUGAGAAUGGUCAUGUUGGCCUAG
This is a messenger RNA of Sclerotinia sclerotiorum 1980 UF-70, 300 nucleotides long. RefSeq lists its product with no specific name. The coding region runs from base 1 to 300 and encodes 99 amino acids. The record is from RefSeq and is a predicted model, not a curated record. Lineage: Eukaryota; Fungi; Ascomycota; Leotiomycetes; Helotiales; Sclerotiniaceae. The transcript is spliced from 3 exons.